Parasteatoda tepidariorum (common house spider) is the source of this 2117-nucleotide messenger RNA. Lineage: Eukaryota; Metazoa; Arthropoda; Arachnida; Araneae; Theridiidae. The record is from RefSeq and is a predicted model, not a curated record.
CAAGUGACGUCAGGUGACGUUCCUUCUUAUAGGAGGAAAGGUAAACUUCUGAAAACAGAGAGAAUAUACUCAGAAUCAAGAUUGAAACGUUCGGUUGUUGCAUCUAGUGCUACCCGCACUAUUCCAGGACAAGCGACAGCCAUGCGUUUGAUAUGGGGGUUCAUGAUUAUUCAGUUGUGUGUGUGCGUGAGAGGCCAAUCCUUCAAUCCGAGGCCACUGAGUGAAAGAGGGCGACAAACACCUGCUGCAGUCGUUUUGCCCAGAAGUCUCUCCCCAACUUCUGUUCAACAAGCUUUCAGCAGAGCUCAAGAAAUCAUCUCAUCUCGACGCUCCACACUAAGUGGGAGAAGGCGGACGUUCGAUCCCCGAAGAAACGUUCCUUCAGCUCGUCAUCAACGCUUCCAAGGUAUUCAGGGCCGUGCUCUGCAGUCAGAAAAUGUGCAAGAAAACUUUGAAGAAGCCACAAGGGUUUUGCUCAACGAUUACAAUCUGACCCCGGAACAGAUUAUGUUCGGUCUGACUGAUAUCCGCAAUAUGCUGCCGGGAAAUGAUGUCGCAAGUUGUGAGUCUCAGUUUAAUUUCACCUGCAAUCCAAACUCUCGAUACAGAACCUUUGACGGAAGCUGCAAUAAUUUACGAAACCCUUCCUGGGGUAUGGCAGCAGCCUGCUUUGAAAGGCUUGUAGAUCCAGACUAUGCAGACGGCACUGCGGCCAAAAGAGUGUCAUUGUCAGGAAGUCCAUUACCUCCACCUCGUACUAUUUCCUUAGAAAUCCACGAACAUCUGGACAACCCUACAGAUUAUGUGACUCAUAUGUUUAUGGUGUAUGGUCAAUUCCUUGACCAUGACAUAUCGUUGGCUCCCCUCAGCCAAGGACCAAACAACCAGCCUUUGGAAUGUUGUCCAGUGAACGAAGACGACCCUCCCCAAUGCGACCCAAUCCUCCUCGGAAGUGACGACCCAUUCUUCGGUUCCCUUGGAAUUGAUUGUUUAAGCAACGUACGAUCUGCUAUGUGUUCCACUUGCUCACUUGGACCCAGACAACAAACGAAUCAGGUGACAUCAUACAUAGAUGCCUCUCAUAUUUACGCAUUAAACCAAAAUCUAUCUUCUGCACUGAGGAAUAACGAUGGAUCAGGGACCAUGCGAUUUGAAAAUUCCAGAGAAGGUGGGGAACUUCUACCUCCUAGUGCUAAUCCCAACGAAGACUUCUGUAGUUUUCAAGACCCAAAUCUUAACUGCUUCGAAACAGGAGACCAGCGAUCUAAUCAGCACCCCGCUCUCACUUCUAUGCAUACUCUGUUUCUAAGGGAGCAUAACAGAAUCGCCAGAAGUCUAAGAAACCUCAACAGAGACUGGGAUGGAGAGAGAAUUUACCAAGAGACCAGGAGAAUACUGGCAGCCAUCAUGCAAAUGAUUACUUACAACGAAUUCCUGCCCCUGGUUAUUGGUCCAGAAAGAAUGGAAUGGUUUGAUUUGAACGUACAGCGCACCGGAUACACUCAGUAUGACGACACUGUGCAGGCUACUUUGGCGAACGAGUUCUCGGCAGCAGCUUUCCGUUUUGGACAUUCCAUGAUUAACAGCUUUUUUCCACAGGUUUCGAGAGGAUCGAACGCUGCUGGAGACAGACUGAGAGAUAUAUUUCAAUUCCCUUUUGGUUUGCACAGAGGAGAAUUGGAAGGUCUAAUCAGCGGAACUACACAGUCACCAGGACAAAAAUUUGAUAGGUACAUGGUUAGGGAUGUGACCAACCACUUGUAUCAACAGCGUGGGAAUGCAAGUGGCUUGGAUUUGGCCUCACUCAACAUCAACAGAGGUCGCGACCAUGGAGUUCCUGGCUACACCACCCUCGUCGAAUUCUGCGGGGGACCUCAAAUCAGAAGCUGGAGGCAGUUGGAUGGACUUUUUCAGCGUGGACUCAGACCUCUUUUCCAGAGACUUUAUGAAGAGAUAAAGAAAAUAACUCUAGGAAAGCUAAUCUGUCAAAAUUCUAAUAUUGAUCGAAUACAAGCCAGGGUGAUGCUUUAUAACAGCAAUAGAAAUCCUGUAGUAAACUGUAAUGAUUUACCAGAAAUGGAUUUAAGAGCCUGGAGUCGAUAAAGGUUAAAGUAGUA